Penicillium odoratum is the source of this 1047-nucleotide messenger RNA. Its product is annotated as sugar phosphate isomerase/epimerase family protein. Bases 1 to 1047 code for a protein of 348 amino acids. The transcript has 2 exons. The record is from RefSeq and is a predicted model, not a curated record. NCBI's taxonomy places the organism in Eukaryota, Fungi, Ascomycota, Eurotiomycetes, Eurotiales, Aspergillaceae.
AUGUCCCCUAUAAGCCGCCAAUCCCUCCAAAAGAUCCCCCUUUCAUACGCUUCCUGCUCCAUCGGCUGCAGACCCGAGGAUACCCUCGCCCGCAGACUGGAAGCAAUCAGCAACGCAGGAUUCAUCUCAAUUGAAUUGUCAUUCCCUGACAUUCUCGAAUUCGGAUCCCAGGUCCUUGGUUAUCCCGUCCAACCCGAUAGUUACUCCGUGCUUAAGGGGGUCGCUCAGGAUAUUCGUCGAUUAUGCGAUGCCAACGCAUUGACCGUGAUGAUAUUACAGCCAUUUGCAAAUUUCGAAGGAUGGCCACAGGGAUCAAAGGAGAGAGAAGAGGCGUUUACGCGGGCGAAGGGUUGGAUUGAGAUUAUGAAGAUUGUUGGGACUGAUCUUUUGCAGGUUGGAGCUACAGAUACACCUAAAGAGAAGAUUUCCACCGCGCGCGACACUGUCGUCUCCGAUCUACGUGAACUAGGAGGUAUGCUAGCGGAGAACAACUUUCGACUCGCCUACGAGAACUGGUGCUGGUCUACACACGCACCGGGCUGGAAAGAGGCGUGGGAAAUUGUGCGGGAUGUCAAUCUCCCAAAUGUCGGCCUUUGUCUCGAUACGUUCCAAUCGUGUGGAAGCGAAUGGGGUGAUCCGACCACAUCGUCAGGGAUGAUUGAAAGCGUCUCGCCCGAGCAGCUGCAAAAAAAUUGGCAUUCGAGUAUGCAGGAGCUGGCGGCUACGGUUCCUGGGGAUAAGAUCUAUUUGCUGCAGAUCUCGGAUGCGUAUAAAGUGUCGCCUCCGCUGGAAAAUGAGGUCAUUGGAGGAUUACGGCCGCGUGGUCGGUGGAGUCAUGAUUUCAGGCCUAUGCCUUAUGAUGGUGGGUACUUGCCUAUUGAGGACUUUGCGAGAGCGGUGUUGCAGACUGGAUUUAGGGGGUGGUUCUCCAUGGAAAUCUUUGAUAGGGGACCUGAUGGGAAGGGGAGGGAAUAUGAGGUGAAUGACUUUGCGAAGCAGGCAAUGGAAAAUAUGCAGAAGUUGCUAGACAAUUGCGCUACUGAAUAA